Messenger RNA from Candidula unifasciata, 732 nucleotides. Lineage: Eukaryota; Metazoa; Mollusca; Gastropoda; Stylommatophora; Geomitridae. The record is from the annotation of a GenBank genome assembly.
AUGAGGCCGGAUGACAUUUUGGUCUGUGGAUACGCGAAAACGGGGUGCCAUUGGAUCUGGGAGACCGUCAACAUGAUUGUGAAGAGAAGAGCCGAGCACACCAACUACCUCAAAGUUAUAGCUUUCCUGGAAAUGGCAGCCCCUGAACUCUACGAUGCCCUGCCAUCUCCCAGAAUUCUCAACACACACAACGAGUACGAGGAGUUGCCAGAUCAGGCUAAAGCAAUGAAAACGAAGAUUGUGCUGACAACCCGAAACCCCAAGGACACAGCCGUUUCCCUCUACAACCACCACAUCAACUUGAAAGAAGUCUACAACUACGAGGGCGAAUUCUCAGACUGGUUUCAGUUCUUCCUCAACGGCACAGUCGACAACGGCAACUACUUCGACUACCAUUUAGCCUGGGAGAAGGCAAUGAACGAGCACCCGGACCACCCCAUUCUGGUAGUUAAAUAUGAAGAGAUGAAGCAGGAUACUCAGGCCGGUAUAAGAAGAAUAGCUAAUUUCCUAGAAGUUCCACUAACCGAUGACCAGGUGGCCAAGAUUGCUACAGCAGCUGGGUUCGGAUCAAUGAAAAAGAAAUUUCAGAACCAACCCACAGAGAAACUAAUUAGAAAGGGUGAAGUUGGUGACUGGAGAAAUUGGUUAACAGAAGAGCAGGCUAAGAAAUUAGACAACCUCAGCAAACAGUUUCUGACAGGGACGCGGUUUGAACCCAUCGAUCGAAUAUGA